Papilio machaon (common yellow swallowtail) is the source of this 1782-nucleotide messenger RNA. RefSeq names its product outer dynein arm-docking complex subunit 4. NCBI's taxonomy places the organism in Eukaryota, Metazoa, Arthropoda, Insecta, Lepidoptera, Papilionidae. The transcript has a single exon. The coding region runs from base 1 to 1782 and encodes 593 amino acids. The record is from RefSeq and is a predicted model, not a curated record. Gene Ontology annotation, molecular function: protein binding.
AUGGAAGAGAAAAGACUAUUUGGUGCUUUAACUGUGUAUCGGGAGAGAGGAGCAUAUUUAAGGAGACUGGAGCAAUUUGAAAAAGCAAAAGCUUCAUACGAUGAAGCAUUUAGAAACGUCCCUGAAGAUAUACGGACUCUCAUUGGACGCAGUCAGGUAUGUUCUGAUGCUGUCCAACCGAUUCAAGCAUACUCGGACGCCCAAAUGGCUCUAAAGCUAGAGCCAAGUAACAUGAACGCCCGGAGUAUGCAAGCUCGAGCUUUGUACACCAUGUCUAACUUCGAAAGGUCAGUUGUAAUGAACUGCCGUGGAGCCAGGGUGCGACGUCAACCGCCUUAUUUUGUGGAAGGCAUAAUCCAAGGAAUAGAAACUAUACAGGAUUGCAUAGGAGUCAACGCCGGGAACGUGAUGCUUGAUUUUUUACCUUUAAUUAAAAAAUCAGAGGUAACACUAGCUGACGAAAAUGAGCCGAAGAAAACACUACAUGUAUCUCGAAUUCCUCGACCGGAAAAGAAAAAAAACUUAACUCAAAUGCAGGUUCGAAAGCAUGCAAUUUUAGCCCGCGUUCUCGCUAUGAAAUACUUGGGUCCAAUGGCAAAUGAUAAGUUUUUUCUUCAGAAACUAACAGAAGACCAAAGACUAAUGUCGGCCAAUUCAGGUGGUAGUAUUGAAUUGAAGAAAAUUGUAAGCGAAACAUUAUGUUCAUUAACCGAAAGACAGGAAAUGUUGCGUGCACAGAGACCAUAUUACUCAGUAAAAUUGGCCGAAAAAACUGAAUCCAAAUAUCAAAAUAAAUAUAAGGUAAACGUUCUUAUUAAAGAACGUGAAAUAGGCGCACAGACCGUUGAAAGGUCAUUGAGACAAAUUGAGAAAAGCUUGAAAGCGAAACGCGUAAUGGAUGUGAUGAUUUACGCAGAGCGCUUGCAAAUAUUCCUCGAUCUGAAGACACCGCGUACGUUACCCGACAAAGAUGUUUACAUUGAUCGCCUGUAUAGGGCGGUUGGCGAGGCUUACUUAUGUCAGCACCGAGUCUCUUACACUCUGAGCGAAAGAAGCAAUAGACGAAGAAUUGCUUUCCUAAUGGGACUCCCAGUCGGCCGGCCGAAGUCCUACGACUCAGUCCUAGGUAAUUAUCCUUAUAAGUUUAUUGAUAUAAAAAAAGCUACGAGUAAAGUUUCGGCCACUUUAGAAUUGUGCGAAAACUCUACAAUGAGAUGUUGGUUGAUGUACGAAUUGGCUAGACUGUUGACGACUCAAAAGAAUUACGCACUCGCCAAGUAUUACGCCAAGAGAUGUCAACGGGAGGCGCAAACCAUAUCGAAUGUGACAUGGUGGUUGAACGGACUGUUCGUAUUGAUGAGCGGCGAUAUGCAGCAGAGUAAUGCUAACGAAGUACGGGCACAAGUCGAGGAGGCCUACGAAUACUCCAAAAAACUACAAGAUCCUGAAGAGGUGCAGGCCUUCCUCAGCAAAUGCGCCGAGAUGAUGGCAGACCAGGUUGCCACAGACGAGCAAAAAAUCAUCGAGCAACGGGAAAAACAAAUAUUGGACAUCAUGGAGCCUGCGAAGCGCGUCGAGACUCAAGUGCUAUUCAAGAGAAUUUCAGUAUUGCCACGAGGACGUAGAUUCCCAGUGCUACCUCAGGGAGUCGACUUCGCAAGUCAGAAGACAGAGAGGCGGCGGCGGCGCCAGCCCGGCCUCACCGUCAUUCCUGGCCCGCCACGCGCGCUGCCGCCGCCGCCCAAAUCCGAUACAGUAGGUUUUCAAGAAUUUGAUAUUUAA